GUUCUGUUCUGGUUCCAGAUGGAUUCAGAGAAUUUGGAGUGACUCGUUGUGUCUUUAACUCGUCUGAGCUCAAAGACAUCCAGUUCAUCAGGUCCUAUUGUUACAACAAGCUGGAGUUCAUCAGGUUUGACAGCAACGUGGGGAAGUUUGUUGGAUACACGGAGCUGGGAGUGAAGAACGCAGAGAUCUGGAACAGCAACCCGUCACAGAUCGCAUCAGAGAGAGCUCUGAGGGAGACCUACUGCCUGCACAACGUCGGCAUCGACUACCAAACCGCUCUGGAUAAAUCAGUCGCCCCCACCGUGAAGCUCCACUCCAGGACGCCCCCUGCUGGCCACCACCCCUCCAUGCUGGUCUGCAGAGUUUAUGAUUUCUACCCUAAAACCAUCAAAGUCCGGUGGCUGAGAGACGGACAGGAAGUGACAUCAGACGUCACCACCACUGACGAGAUGGAGGACGGAGACUGGUACUACCAGGUCCACUCUACGCUGGAGUACACGCCCAGGUGGGUCAGAACCAGA
Poecilia reticulata (guppy) is the source of this 521-nucleotide messenger RNA. NCBI's taxonomy places the organism in Eukaryota, Metazoa, Chordata, Actinopteri, Cyprinodontiformes, Poeciliidae. The record is from RefSeq and is a predicted model, not a curated record.